AAAAGCGCGACUUCACCGGCUCGACUUGUGCUCUACUCCACGACCCCCUUGGUGAAGACCCGGCUGUAGGUAUGGGCGAGCGCUCCACCAAGAAGUUCAAGGUCGUCCUAUUAGGCGAAGGUCGCGUGGGUAAAACUUCCAUUCUGCUACGCUACAUUAAGGGCGAGUACGACGAGCGGCAGGUAUCGACACUACAGGCUUCGUAUUUAGAUAAGCGACUGCUCGUGGACAAUUGUCGUGUGGCGCUGUCGCUCUGGGACACAGCGGGUCAAGAGCGUUUCCAUGCCUUAGGCCCCAUCUAUUAUCGAGACGCCGAUGGAGCACUACUAGUCUACGACAUCACAGACGCCGAGUCUUUCCGCAAAGUUCGCACGUGGGUGCGAGAACUGCGUCGUAUUGUGGGGGACGACAUUUCCAUCUGUAUCGCCGGUAACAAGAGCGAUCUCCACCGCAACCGGAAGGUUCCUGAGGACGAGGCAAAACGCUACGCUGAGUCGGUGGGAGCUGCGCACUUCGACACGUCUGCUAAGCUCAAUCGAGGUCUUGAAGAUGUGUUUGUAGAGCUCACACGUCGCAUGUUGAAUCGCACGGGCGGCAAGAAGAAGAAAGGGAGCGCGUUAAUUGCCGACGAUGAUGAUGAUGAGGAUGACGAGCCAUUGGCUAAGCCCCCGACCAGCAAGGGAAGGCCGCAGCCACAUACGAAACAGACGCAGCCAAUGCAGACGCAAGCACAGGUCCACAGGACAGAGGAAGUGCCGAGAAGUCGUGGAGGAGGAAGGGGACAAGCUAUUCAAAUUGUGGAGGACGACGACGUCGGAUUCAGUCCCGGAGCGUCGAGAAGUAGCGGGCUGAGAGUGAGAGGAACCACCCACGUCGACACUGGCAAGGCCAAGAGCGGUUGUUGCUGA
Molecule: messenger RNA, 908 nt
Organism: Phytophthora infestans T30-4
Lineage: Eukaryota; Oomycota; Peronosporomycetes; Peronosporales; Peronosporaceae
Product: ras family GTPase, putative
Exons: 2
Coding region: 72-908 (278 amino acids)
Biological process (GO): Rab protein signal transduction
Molecular function (GO): GTPase activity; GTP binding
Source: RefSeq, a predicted model, not a curated record